AUGAAUUCAGCCAUCGUUUUCUUUGUUGGAGAGACAUCUCAGCGGGCGGUGCAAGAUUCAGUGUUAGACGAAGCGACUCGUGAAGGAGACGUUGUGGUGCUGAACUUCACGGACACCUACAAGAACCUCACACACAAGUUCCUCCUUGGUGCAAAGUGGAUCUCCGACAACUGCCGUCUCGACCCUGCAGCGACGAUCGUGAAACUGGACGACGAUGUCUUAGUAAACGUGUUCGCCUUGCUGUCGUACCUGAAGAGCGGCAUGAUGGCGCUGACCGGAUUUCAUUGUAAUGUUGUGAGAGGUGCUGUGCCCUUCAGGACACGAAAAUCUAAGUGGUUGGUCCAGUAG
Molecule: messenger RNA, 348 nt
Organism: Dermacentor andersoni
Lineage: Eukaryota; Metazoa; Arthropoda; Arachnida; Ixodida; Ixodidae
Product: lactosylceramide 1,3-N-acetyl-beta-D-glucosaminyltransferase A-like
Biological process (GO): protein O-linked glycosylation
Cellular component (GO): Golgi membrane
Molecular function (GO): hexosyltransferase activity
Source: RefSeq, a predicted model, not a curated record